Trifolium pratense (red clover) is the source of this 2837-nucleotide messenger RNA. Its product is annotated as filament-like plant protein. Lineage: Eukaryota; Viridiplantae; Streptophyta; Magnoliopsida; Fabales; Fabaceae. Bases 666 to 2618 code for a protein of 650 amino acids. The transcript has 5 exons. The record is from RefSeq and is a predicted model, not a curated record.
ACACUUUUUAGUUGUCUUUUUUUAUUUUUUUCCUCUCUCCGCACAUGCUACCUUCUCCUUCUCCUCUCUCUCUCUCACACAUUAUUUCUUUCUUUUUCAUUAUCAUCAUUUUUUAAUUUAAUAUUCAUUUUUUUGUCUCAAACAAACGUGUUAAAUAUUACUUAGUUAAUCAAUUAUUAUUAUUUAAAAUGAAUGUUCCUAUUAUGUUCCUUUGAACUCUCAAAAAUUCUUCUGACAUAACAUCCUCUUCAAUGCAUUCAAUUAGGUUACUCUCUCUCUCUCUCUAUCUAGAUUCACUUUCAUUUUUUUUUUUGUUAGGUUAAGAAUUAUUUGAAAUACUUUAUUGAAAUUCAUAGUAUUGGUAUCAAUUUUGGGGAAUCAUUGAUAUGGUAUUAUGGUAGGUGUGUGUUUUGUCAGAUAAGUUGUUACAAUUUUUGUGUUUGAAGUAAAAGACAUUCAAUCUAUUCAAUUUUUUUAUUAUUUUAAUUGUUUAAUUUUGACGUAUGGUAAUAUUAAUAACAAUAUAGAGUAGCGGUGAUUCAUAUUCAAAGCACUAUCCUUAUUUGGGAAGCUUCAUUGUUUGUUGAAAAUGGAGAUGAAAUCUUUUUGAGGGAGUAAGUUAGGUGCUGUUGCUGCUAGUUUUUAGUUGUGUUGUAGUCUUGUAGAUGGACCGGAGGAGUUGGUUAUGGCGUAGGAAGUCGUCUGAGAAAAGUCCAGGCGAAACGGAGAGUUCAGGAUCAUUAUCAUCUCUCUCAGAAAGAUUUUCUGAUGAUCAGGCAUAUCCAAGCCAAGCUACUCUAUCACCAGAGGUCACAUCUAAGGCUGCACCAAAUGAAGAAGUUGGUACACCGAAAAAAUAUAAAGAAGACUUUAUUGACGUGAAGACUCUUACGAACGAAUUAGCUGCAGCUCUGCUAGAUAUUAGUGCCAAAGAAGAUUUGGUAAAGCAGCAUUCUAAGGUUGCUGAAGAAGCUGUCUCAGGUUGGGAGAAGGCUGAAAAUGAAGCAUUGUCUUUAAAACAACAACUUGAUGCUGCAAGGCAGAAGAAUUCAGGUCUUGAAGACCGAGUUAGCCACCUUGACGGGGCACUCAAAGAGUGUAUGAGGCAGCUUCGCCAAGCUAGGGAAGUGCAAGAGCAAAAGAUCCAUGAAGCCAUUGCAAAUAAUUCUCAUAACUCGGAAUCUAAAAGAUUUGAACUUGAGAGAAAAGUUGCUGAGCUUGAAGCUCAACUUCAAACAUCAAAAGCAGAUGCUGUUGCAUCUAUUCGUUCCGAUCUUCAUAGGAAACUCGAGACUGUGGAGAAGGAGAAUUUGAGUCUUCAGCUUGAGCUACAAUCUCGACUUGAGGAACUAGAAUUCAGGAUAGCAGAGAGGGAUUUGAGUUCCCAAGCUGCUGAAACAGCUAGUAAACAAAACUUGGAGAGCAUAAAAAAGAUUGCUAAGCUUGAAGCUGAGUGCCGUAGACUGAAAGCCAUGACUCGUAAAACAUUUAAUUUGAAUGAUAACAGAUCUUUGACCACAUCUUCAGUUUAUAUCGAGUCCUUCGCAGAUAGCAUGUCAGAUGGUGGAGAGAUGAAUGAAUAUGAACCAAGCUGUUCCGAUUCAUGUUCAUCUGCAUUAAUUUCUGAACUUGAUCAAUUAAAGAAUAAAAAGACUACUGGAAAAAAUCAUAUUGCGCAUGCGACUUCAACCGAGAUCAAUCUCAUGGAUGAUUUCCUUGAGAUGGAAAGGCUCGCUGCCUUGCCAGAUACAGAAAGGGGAAGCCAUUAUGCUAAUGGAGGACGAGCAUCUGAUCAAUUUAUUGUUGGUCACAGUACAAUGGAAGCUGAAGUGGAAGCUAUGAUUCAAAAGAACGCAGAGUUGAAAAAGAAGCUGGAGAGAAUGGAGGAAGAUAAACUUAAGGUAGAGAUGAGUUUAACUGAGUGCCAAAUGCAGCUUGAGACCUCAGAGAGUCGGAUAAGGGCAGCAGAGUUGAAGGUAGAAGAGCUUCAAACUCAGUUGGCUCUAGCAAACAAAUCAAAUCAAGAAGCAUAUGAAGAACUAAAAGAAACCAAAACAAAGAAGGAUAUAGUUGAGUUGAAACUCAAAAAUGCUCAAACUGAGGUAGAAGAACUAAUUUCAAAAAUCCAUUCAUUGGAGGAAGAGAUUCAGAAGGAGCAAGCUUUGUCUGCUGAGAAUUCGAUCAAAAGCAAGAAGUUGAAGGACGAGCUUUCAAGAAUGAAACAUGAAGCUCAACUUCAGCAAGACACCAAGACUUUGCAGAAGGAAAGUGUUAAUCGCGAUUUGAAGUCAAAACAGGAUAAAGAACUUGCAUUAGCUACUAGCAGAUUUGCUGAAUGUCAAAAAACCAUUGCAUCUCUUGGGAAGCAGUUGAAGUCUCUUGCAACAUUGGAAGACUUUCUGCUUGAUUCAGACAACAACCCCAUGGAGUUAAAAUGUGAAGUUAUUGCACAUGAUCCUCCUCAAAAGGAAGGUGAAAAGUUGAAAGUAGUAAAUCAUAGUGAUUUGAGUUUGGUUAAAAGAGAUUCAUCAUUAAACUCAUCUAUUACCAAUGAGAAAAGUCGUAAUGGAUUUGGUAAGUUGAUACCAAGAAGCAAGAGUGUUAGCAGAAUUCGUUGAAAAUCAUGUGAAAAGGUGGAGAUAAGACAUGAUUGAUGAUGAUAAGGUUGAGCUGUAAAUUUUGGUUUUGUUCAUUCUUAUUAUCACUUUGUGAUUCAAUGUUGUAUGAGUCCAAAGUUAUGUAUCUACAUAAUUAGCAGUGUUUGAAUGAACUUUUAAGAAUUGAAAUGGUUACAAAACAACAAAAAUAUAUACAUAAAAGUCAAAAUUUUAAAACUA